GUCAACGGGAAUCGCGUUCGUUGCCUAAGUCAUUUGAUUUUCACUUUUAACUGUUUUGGAAGACGCGCGCGCGCGCGUUGCGUUAAACCGUUACCGUUACGGUUUUGCUACAUAUAUCUUUUUGUGGCUGUUACGACGGAUUAAAUGCCAGGCACUGCAAUAAAGUGAAAGGGGCAACGCCAGCUUUAACAAACCCAAGCAAAACCAUGACAAGCCUCAAUUAGGCCGCUUAACGCUUUCGCAUUCGAACGCCUCGAAAUAGCCCAUUGAAACAUUUUGAAGCAUCCGAGAACAUAACCAGAACUAGAACUAGAACUAGCCUGUCAUCGCCUCGCACCACUGACCCACACACGAAAACACAGACAGCAGCUGUUGAAGCCAAAGCCAAGGCCGACUGCCCACAAAACACAACGAAAUCAAAGCUUAUUUUCUUUUUGGCCAACAAUAACAACAACAACGCGAUCAUGAAUUAUCAAAAGGCCAGUGAAACGCAUUCACCGUCCCCGUUCAAGAAGCCGAAACGGCCGACGACGGGCAGCGUUAAAGCCAACGGCAACGGGAACAGCAUACAAAACUUUUGGAACGAACGCAUCAUGGAGCGCUUCAUAAAGGCGAAUCUAUUCAUUAUCUGCUGCGUGGCGGCGGGCCUCUUGCUGAUUGUCUACCUGGGCGCCUUCUCGUGUGAGGUCUCUUGGCUGCUGGAGGCGCACGGCGAGCUGCCCAUCGCCGCCUACGCGCUGUGCUCCCUGUACUUUGUGAUGUUCGUGGCGACGACCAUAUUGAUCCACGGCCUGGUGAGCGGCCUGUGCUGGCCGCUGUUCGCCUGGUCGGCGGCAAUCGGACUGCUGUCCAUACCGGAGCUGGUGCUGGUCAUGCUAAUGACCACGCAGCAUUGGGGCCUGCAGUCGGUGCACGGCUUGACGGAGCUGACCUCCUAUUUGAUACGCUUGAUUAUCAACUGCUUGGCGCUCAUCUGUGUGAUACCCACGGGCAUCAAGUGGCGUCGCGAGACGCAGGUGCUCAGCCAGCUGCAGGGUCUGGCCACGCGGCUUUCACUGCAAACGCCUGCGCCCAGCGUGCCCAUGACCAAGGCGGAUUCGCGCCGCUCCAGCCAGCGGCUCGGCGGCUUCGAGAAUGCCGGCUACCAGCUGUGCGAUGAGACCAAGCUGCCCCUGGGCGCUGGACACCUGAACAACGGAAACGCGGGCCAGCUGUUCGGCUCGCAGAACGAGUUCAAUGCGAGCAUGUUUGCCCCAGCGCUCGCCCAGCAGUUCAGCAAUGGAGCACAGAGGAGCAGCGGCAGCGGGAACGGCAACGGCGGACAUCGUGCCCAAUCGCUGAUGGAUUUGCGCUGUACGCUGCCGGGCAUGUACAAUCCGCGGCAUGUGCUGGACACGGAGGACAAGAAUGCGAAGUACUUUAACAUAACCAUUGACGAUUUGAAGAACAAUCUGCAUGACUCGCACCGGCCGUCGCCGCCGUCGCUAAUUGGGUCCACCAACAACGAUCCCAUCUACUGCUCCAUUGAGCCCAAGCAGCUGACACCGCCGCCGCCAGCCCAGCUGCGCCACCAUCAGCAGCAGGGGCAGCGCGGCAAGUCGCCGCCCACAAAGCUGACGCGCAACUGCAUCUCGCUGGAGAAUCUGGAUGGCAUCAGCAAGGUGCACAACGAUCUGGCCGCCUAUGGCAAUAAUCUGCUGCAGAACUAUACGCAGCAGCAGCAAUACUAUCUGGCCAUGCUGCUCAACAAUCCGCUCCAGCAGCAGGCGGCGGCGGCGGCAGCUGCCAAUCUGUAUCGUCGUCCCUCCGCCUGCAGUGCGACGGGCAGCUGCUCGGUCCUCGCGCAGCCGCUGCAGCGUCGCGGCUCCCAGCAUCAGCAGCAACAGCAGCAUAUGCAGUACUACGGCGGCUUCGGCUAUGCCAACUAUGCGAAUCCCUAUAUCACGGCCAACAGCAAGCUGUCGCUGGGCAACGAGUCCGACGACUAUCGCAAGUAUCGCGAUGUGGCUCUCUAGAGACUAAGCUCCA
This is a messenger RNA of Drosophila novamexicana, 2028 nucleotides long. RefSeq lists its product as uncharacterized. The transcript has 5 exons. The record is from RefSeq and is a predicted model, not a curated record. The coding region runs from base 465 to 2015 and encodes 516 amino acids. NCBI's taxonomy places the organism in Eukaryota, Metazoa, Arthropoda, Insecta, Diptera, Drosophilidae.